UGUAAUUAUGUGGGUUUUGAUUGAGAUCAUGAAUAGCUCAAUGAAAGACUACAAAUGCAAACCUGGAAGCACUUAAAAGGCAGGAUCCAUCUUAUCUGAUUGGUCAGUGUGCUCAUGACAUCCAACUAUAUAAACGCUUAAAAUUCAACGAAAUCAUCAUUGUUCAGUUAGAUCUCAAAUUAUUUAUAUACUAAUCCCUCAUACAUUUUAACUUACUCCAAAUGAUUAAACAUUUAUUCAUUAUUCAUGCAUACAUUUCAAUUCACUUUCUCGCUUGUUAUUACACACAAACAAAUUCAAGAUCAAGUAUCAAUGUGUUAUCGACAUGUAAAUGGUGUGCGAACUGUAGUAAAAUUAUGCCUUGUAAUUAUUCAAAAUGGAUAGGUGGAUGGGGACAACCAAAUCAGUCAUUUAUAAACAACUGUACUCUCAGUAUGGUCCAAACUUCAUCAUCUUGCUUAAAUGAAUGUCUAUCGAAUCCUCUAUGUUAUUCAUACACAAGUCCAACUGAUUUACCAACACAAUGCACCUUAUAUUCAAAGCCGAUCAAUCUAACUGGUGAAUUAUACAAUCGUACCGCAUUCGAAUAUGGAACAAGAAUAUGUUGUAAUGAUAUUAAAAACUAUGGAGUUAUCAUGUCACCGUGUCUCCCAUGUUCCACUUGUACAAAACUCAUGCAAUGUAAUCAAACAUAUUAUGUAGUGAAGCCAGGAUUACCGAACAAUCAAUUCCUCAGUACCUAUUUUCUCAGAGAAGUCAAUGCUACAAUAAAUUGUGCUAGCGAAUGUGAACUCAAUCCCUACUGCAUGUCGUUUUCAUAUAUUGUUGAUCGUCCAAGAUGGUGCUCACUAUUUAGUGGUGUCAUGAAUACAACUGUAAUAUACAAUGAUACGAUGGAACAAAUGACUGGUGGGAAAGUAUGUUGUGGGCUGCAAUUGAUCAAUCUCUUGUUGGCACAUUUGCAUCCUGUACGGAUUGCUUUGAUAUUGCCUUAAGUCACAAGCAUUAUAACAAAGGUGGAUAGUGGCUAUCAGUGAAAUCUAAGACACUCGUUUCGUCCUAUUUGAGACUCGUGAGCUUUAUGUACCUGCAUCCCAGAAGUAAUAGUCACUCGAAGAUUCGAACCCAAUACUGCACCGAAUGCAUAUAUGCCAAUAAGGGACUUAUCAACACCUGUCCUAAACAUUU
Schistosoma haematobium is the source of this 1188-nucleotide messenger RNA. RefSeq lists its product as uncharacterized. The transcript is spliced from 5 exons. Lineage: Eukaryota; Metazoa; Platyhelminthes; Trematoda; Strigeidida; Schistosomatidae. The record is from RefSeq and is a predicted model, not a curated record. Bases 222 to 995 code for a protein of 257 amino acids.